Messenger RNA from Phoenix dactylifera (date palm), 998 nucleotides. RefSeq names its product Cyclophilin-like peptidyl-prolyl cis-trans isomerase family protein. Gene Ontology annotation, molecular function: peptidyl-prolyl cis-trans isomerase activity; cyclosporin A binding. Gene Ontology annotation, biological process: protein peptidyl-prolyl isomerization; protein folding. The record is from RefSeq and is a predicted model, not a curated record. Gene Ontology annotation, cellular component: cytoplasm; intracellular membrane-bounded organelle. NCBI's taxonomy places the organism in Eukaryota, Viridiplantae, Streptophyta, Magnoliopsida, Arecales, Arecaceae.
CUAAACUCCCCUGUAUAGAGUCUGGAAGCAUCCUGCGUUACGGCGGCAGCGGGAGUCUGCCUCUAUUCUCUCAGCACUCUCUCUCUCUCUCUCUCUCUCUCAGAACAAUGGCUUCUGGGACCGGAGCGAACAAUAAUAACAACAUCGUGAUUGCUCCGCCGGCUCCUCCUCCGCCGGUGGCGGUGGAGUGGCACCAGCGGCCCCCCAACCCCAAGAACCCCAUCGUCUUCUUCGACGUCACCAUCGGCACCAUCCCGGCCGGCCGCAUCAAGAUGGAGCUCUUCGCCGACAUCGCCCCCAAGACCGCCGAGAACUUCAGGCAGUUUUGCACCGGCGAAUACAGAAAGGCAGGACUACCAGUUGGUUACAAGGGAUGCCAAUUCCACAGAGUAAUCAAGGAUUUUAUGAUGCAAGCAGGUGAUUUUGUGAAGGGUGAUGGCAGUGGAUGUGUAAGCAUCUAUGGAAGCAAGUUUGAGGAUGAAAAUUUCAUUGCAAAGCAUACAGGUCCAGGCCUACUGUCUAUGGCAAACAGUGGACCAAAUACUAAUGGCUGUCAGUUCUUUAUAACAUGUGCAAAAUGUGACUGGCUAGAUAAUAAACAUGUGGUUUUUGGGAGGGUGCUGGGAGAAGGCCUUCUGGUUGUCAGGAAGAUUGAAAAUGUUGCUACUGGACCAAACAAUCGGCCAAAGCUCGCAUGCGUCAUAGCUGAAUCUGGUGAGAUGUAAUGAGACAUCGAGCAUAUAGCUUCCAUUGUCUGGAUCUUCUAGGAGGAUUUCUAUAGGCUUAUUGAUAUGAAGAGUUUUUUAGUCUAGAAGGGAAGUAUGUUUAUUUCCAUCUGAAACUAGCAAAAUUUAUGUCUGCAAAGGCACCAAGCCAUGAAUCAACAGAAUGCAAUAGUGCAUUGAUGAAGAGCCUUUGCUCCUGCAACUUGUACCUUUUAAAUGGAAAUAUAAUCAGAUUCUUGGGGUGUUCAAUGCUGGCAAUAUAUUUUUCUUUUA